AAAAGAAAACAACAGUGACGUAUCCGCCAGUUGGCCGGCGCUGCUGUGACAGGAGAGCUCGCGCAGUGUCGUGUGUUGACGUGCCAGCUUUUUAACUCCAAUUUCAUAUCAAACGUGAACUUUCGCUUUCUUUUCUUCACAGAUAGUAUGUUUUUAAGUAGGUUUCAAUCCGGGUCCGGUUAGUUUCUCUGGCUAACUCACUACUUAAGCUGUUGAAGUGUAUUCUGAGCACUAGCUGGAUGGGCUGGUUUAGGCACUGAGUCAAAAUGCUAGUUUUUUGUUUACAAUCCAGUUAGCAAUAAGCGAAGAAGAAGAAGGUGUAGGAUUAGGGAUAGGGGUAGGAUUAGGGUUAAGGUUAGGGUUAGGAUCAGGGAUUUUGGCUGGAUAAUUUGCACUGAUUUGUGUUUGGGCGGUGGCGAGAUUUCAUAAUCCUGUUUCACCACACAGCAGAGCUAGAAUACACUGUCAGGUGUCAACAUGCCUGGUAUGGUUGUGUUUGGUCGGCGAUGGGGCAUUGCAAGUGAUGAUCUUGUACUUCCAGGAGCUUUUGAGUUAUUUAUUAGGCUUCUGUGGUGGAUUGCAACCCUAGCUCUGUACAUCACCCGCAAAGGAAAGUUUGAUUGUCAUGGAGGUGCUGUUCUUUACAGCUACCUUAUUGUUCUCCUCGUCCUGCUUGGAGUCAUCAUCAUAACCUUAUGUGUAGUGGUUUACAUCAGCGCUCAAGGAACCAUAAUGAACCCGGGUCCUCGUCGCUCUAUGCCGGUCCUGGUGUAUGUUCGUGGAAUCCUUUUCCUCCCCGAGUUUGUGUGGGCCUGUCUAGGAGCGCUGUGGGUGACUGAUUACAGUACAGGAUGCGAACCAGCUGAAGUUGGGCUUGUAGUUAGUACAGUGAUUGCUAGCUGGAUCAUCUUUCUCUCCAUGGUGGUGGGCGUGCUGAUUGUGUUUGACCCACUGGGCAGCCUACGGCGUCCUCUUAGAACGUCUGAGCAUUCUGGCCUGAGGAAUCUGGAAAGUAAUGAGUCCUCGCAGCUGUUCUACAGAGCGCGCUCGCUGGCCGUCCGUGUGUGGGAGAGCCGGCUGCGUCUGCUGUGCUGCUGCCUGCCUCAGGACGACAACCACAGAGCGGCCUUCUCCAGCAUCUCCCAGCUCUUCAGCGAUUUCUUCUCGGACACGGACUUGGUGCCCAGUGACAUUGCUGCAGGUCUGGCCCUUCUACAUCAAGAGCAGGAUAAAAUGCAACAGUGCAAAGACCCUGAAGAAGUUAUUUCCCACAGUCCCUCAUCUCCCAUAAGAGAAGAUCUGGAGAGCGAGCUUGAGAAAGCAGCACAUUACAUGCAGUUUGCUGUAGCUGCAUAUGGCUGGCCCAUUUAUGUCUACUUAAAUCCUCUGACAGGGUUCUGCAAGCUGAGUGGCAACUGCUGUCGUAACCAUUAUGCGGCGGAGUACGACCUGGUCGGAGGUGACAACGCCAGCUGCCAUUUCAGCUCCAUCUUACACAUGACAGAACUACAGUAUCGAGACUUCAUUCACGUCAGCUAUCAUAAUCAGAUAUAUGAGAUCCCGUUUUUUGUUGCGCUGGAUCAUAAGAGGGAGGCUGUGCUGGUUACUGUGAGGGGAACACUAUCGCUAAAGGACGUGUUGACAGACCUCUCUGCCGAGUGUGAGAACUUGAAUGUGGAUGGUGUGUCAGGAGCCAGUUAUGCACACAAGGGCAUAUCUCAAGCAGCUGGGUAUAUUUACAAGAAGCUGGUCAAUGAUGGCAUCUUGAGACAGGCUUUCAGCAUUGCACCUGAGUACAAGUUGGUCAUCGCAGGUCACAGUCUCGGCGCAGGUGCUGCGGCAUUGCUGGCAAUUCUCCUCCGCGGUUCUUAUAGCACACUACAGUGCUAUGCUUUCUCACCACCAGGGGGCCUCAUGAGUAAAGCGCUUGCUGAAUACUCCAAGCAGUUUGUGAUCUCUGUGGUUCUGGGAAAGGAUCUGGUUCCCAGACUGAGUAUUCCAAACAUGGAAGAUUUGAAGAGGAGGCUAUUAAAGAUGGUAUCUAAUUGCAAUAAACCAAAAUACAAAAUCCUCUUGCAUGGCUGCUGGUAUGAGGUAUUUGGCGGAACCCCAGAUGACUUUCCCACGGAAAUGGAGAACCGGCGGGAGGAGCAGCUGAGUCAACCUUUGCUUGGCGAGCAGAGUCUGUUGGUGCAUCGUUCCACCUCCUACCAGAGCCUGUCUUCAGACGACUCCCCCACCCACACCACCCACCUGCCGCUCUACCUGCCUGGCCGCAUCCUGUAUAUCACAGAGGAGGGACCCUCGCGCAGGCCGUGCUUCUCUCAGGUGCGCUACCGCGCUGAGUGGGCGAGUGCGACGGCGUUCAACAGUGUGCUGAUCAGCCCACGCAUGCUUGCCGACCACAUGCCAGACGUGGUCCACAAGGCGCUGCUCAGCCUCACGAAGGAGCGACAGUCUUCCCUCUGCCCCUCCUCUGCCAGCAACGCUCACCUGAACGUCAUCUGAGCUCCUACUGCCUCCAGCUCAGAUCGUGAAAUGACUGUGGCAGUGAAUGCACAAGACAGCUGGAGGGAGCUAUGCUGUUUAAGACUCUGCUGCCUCAGCCUCAAACCUCGAGAGCAGUACGGCUCUUCGGAUUUUAUUUAUAUCUUUUCAUUCGCCAUUUCAGUGCUGUAUGAUUGGAAGUAAUACAGUACCAAGUACAUACACUGUCGUAUUGUUCAAAGUGUAGUGUGUAUUUCUCAACAGCAUAAUGUCACGUUUAUGAAAGUCAUUCAUUUUUAUUUAUUUGUGGAAAGCUCAAGAUGGACUAUUAGGACAUGUAAGAGAAAGACAAUUAGGUAACUGUGUAGAAGUGGUGUCCUGUUGUGUGCUUCAUGUUUUUAAAAAUUCAGGUUCAGUGAAGCCUGGUUCAAUAUCAGAGCAACACACUCAUCACACAACUCCACUGCAGAUGCAGAUUAGAUGUACAUUCAGUUUGCAUGAGAACUAUUAAAUGUGGGCUCGUUUACUUCAAUACAAGUUUUGCUCAUAAACUUUCUGGCCAUGACAUUUUUCAUAAUUAAUAAAUGUCAGUGAGAAUCA
Pangasianodon hypophthalmus (striped catfish) is the source of this 3087-nucleotide messenger RNA. It is a transcript of the gene daglb, whose product is annotated as diacylglycerol lipase, beta. The transcript has 15 exons. NCBI's taxonomy places the organism in Eukaryota, Metazoa, Chordata, Actinopteri, Siluriformes, Pangasiidae. Bases 478 to 2508 code for a protein of 676 amino acids. The record is from RefSeq and is a predicted model, not a curated record. Gene Ontology annotation, biological process: lipid metabolic process.